Molecule: messenger RNA, 3601 nt
Organism: Strongylocentrotus purpuratus (purple sea urchin)
Lineage: Eukaryota; Metazoa; Echinodermata; Echinoidea; Camarodonta; Strongylocentrotidae
Exons: 7
Coding region: 114-1790 (558 amino acids)
Source: RefSeq, a predicted model, not a curated record
GUAUGCGGAAAGCACGGUACGUUUACUGCUGUGUUUCGAGAAAGACGGUGUUGAAUUGCAUUUUUCAUCCUUUGAUGUUGAUUUAGAUUAUAGAAAGGUAUUAUUAAACAAUCAUGCAGUCUGCAAGGAAGCUGUUUCGACGUGCUAGCAAGCGAAUUCGCCGUGUUUCCAGGACCGUCGAGGAGACAGAUUUGGCCAGGGAAUCCUCCCCGGAAAAUGUGGACCCCAAAGCAGCUGAGGCCUCUAGUUCCAGGGCGGCCACGGCAGAGAGCCCCCUGGGGGCCAGUGAGAUAGCAGCCGCUGCAGCCAAACUGAGUGAUUUGGAUAGCUCAAGGAGUAACUCCUUGGAUAGCUCGACUGAAGAAAUACAAGCAAGUGGAAAUGGAAAUGGACAACAGGAUUACAUAGAUAAGCUUUUCAUAAAUCAACGCAGGGAGCUGAUGCAUGAGCUACGCCAGAUCCAGGACAGCCAUCGCCCAGUAAGCAAAGGAGACCAGCGACGAAAUAUUGAUCGCUUCCUUCGACUCCAUCUCAAUGGAGAAGUCUCGGACUCCACCAGCGAGGGCUCCAACGAGGGCAACCACCAGUCUCCGAGAAGAAGGAGGCGGAAUGGUAUGGUUGUGCAGGAGCUGGAGGGGUUGUCACGGCAACGGUCCGUCACUCAGCGUCUCCAGUGCCCGACCUUCCGUCGUGACCUGGAGAACAUGGUGCGAGGGGUCGUCGUGAGGCAAGAGAGAGAGGUCGAGGCCGUGCUGAGGUUGCGUGUAGCUGGUCUCCCUGGUAACAGGCCCCUCCCUCUUGCAGGUGAAGCGAGUCGAGUGGAUACCGGAAGCCAUGUCAGUGGGGUAUCAUCAAUCUCUAGUGGCCAUUCUCUCCUUCCAUCAGUGUCUACAUUAGGACUCAAUGCUAUUCCGGUUGCACCACCCCUACCUCCACUAGGGGGCCAGCACCACCUUCCAGCCCCACCCGCAUUCCAGCAACCCCAGCAACACCUACCACAAGUUGCACCUGUUCAACCACCUCCACCACCACCACCACAGCCCCAGCAAGCCAACAGAUGGCCGCUGCCUACAGCCCCAUGGCUGGUCCAGAACAGUCUGAAUGGGAACCAGGGUCCUGCUGACCGAGCCCAGGUCCUACAGCAGGUCCACAGGGAAGCUGUGGUCUCUGAGAUCAGUGAGUUAGUCCAUCGUCAGCUGGUCCAUGAGACUCUGGAGAGUGACUUCAGAGGACGCCUAGAAUUCCUGAUGAUGAAUCGUUUAGAGACUAUCGGACCGGAGAGCGGCGAGCGGGUCAUGAACUUUAUCAACACUAUCCCUCAGAGCCAGCACAUCCGUCGCAACGAUUUCUCUCAUCUCGGUAUCCAUGUACCAUCUUCACAGCAGGAUGGUGCACAGUCCGGAGCUGUAGGGGGCGCUGCAGUCCCUGCUGCUUUCAUGCAUGAGAUGGAUAGCUUGAAAUCUAAGAUGUCUGAGCUUCAUGAGAUGGUACGGAUGAGUAUGGAGAUGCAGCUAGAUCUUCAGAGGGCCAUCAGGCAGGAGGUAGCUGCUGCUCUUCAUCAGCAGAAUGGUACUACUGCUUCUCCUACUGCUCCGCUCUCAGAUCCAGCUUCCGAGGGUAACUGUAUCAUCUGCCUGGACAAAGAGGUGGAUUCAGUCCUUUACCAGUGUGGUCACAUGUGUGUGUGUAUGACCUGUGGUCUGCGUCUCUCCACCAUGGGGUCACACUGCCCUAUGUGCAGGGCACCUAUCAGGGAUGUCAUCAGGGCUUACCGCUGUCAACGCUCUUAAAGGUUUUCUACCACCAUCCCUUCCAACACCUUCUGUGCAGGGUCUCUUUGGAGCUGAAUGCUGUCUCCUAGAGAACUUCCACUGUCAGACCUACAAGAUCUUCUGCUAUUGAUUCCCCUGAUUCCCUCAUUUAUUAAUCAUUGUCGACUGGCCUAGAGAACUUCCACCAAGAUCCCUUCCAAAACCUGCUCCCACAUGUCCCGGAUAUCAUCAGAGUAAUUGCAGUGACUUGAAGAACUUCUGAUACUUGAUCCUACCAAAUCUUCCUCUGUUGAUCCCUUUGCAUGAUGUACAUUGGAUCCUGCAAGGGAUGCCAAUGCCAUCAAUGCAUCCACAGAACUUUACCAUCAUACCUUAUCAGAUCCUUAAUGGUAAUAAUUAUAUUAAUAGUAAUAAUAAUAACAAUGGAGUCUCGCACACGCCUGGCACAUUGCUACUGUUGGCGCUCUUUUGUUAUUACCCUAACUUUAACACAACAAAUAUAUAUAUCAAAUCAAAUUAGAAUGUUUUUUGGGGUGCAUUUUUAACCUAAAAUAUCUUGUGUCACUGUAUCCUCCUUAUAUUUGGAUUUUAUUUAAUGGGCGUCAUUUUGUCAUUAAAGAAAUGAAGAAAUGAAGUGGACACCACUGUAAUAUACAGGCUGAUGAGUUUUGCAAUAUUUUGAUAAAGGAUUAAUGAAACGAUGUAAAAAGUGGAAUUAAGUUUGAAUAUAUGCACUUUUAAUAGAUAUGUCAGCCAUAUUUAAAGAAUAACUUGGCCAAAUGCAUUAGAAUUAUUAACAUUUGGUUAUAUUUAAAUACAUGUUUUCUUCUGCUUACUUUAAAAUUGUUCGUAAUUAUUUUACGUUCUCUUAUCAACAAAUCUCAGUUGAUUUUGUAAUACAUUGACUUGUAUUAUAAAAAACCUCACAUUUAACCAGAAGUGUUGUUAUAUGAAAAGAGUUUAUGACUUUAGAGUUUUUGCUAACUUAUAAUCAGUAACUUGUAUGUUGCUUAUUCCAUUGCAAUUUUUGUAAAGUAAAUACCUGCAAUAUUACUUCUAUGAAAAGAAUUUGCACUUUGGGCAUUCAAAUAUAUACAAAUUGUAAAUAGGUAAAAAUAUGAAAAAAAACUUGGUUACAAAACCAAAAGAAUGUCACUUUAAAUUGUAUGUAUAUUCAACAUUCUGUUUUAUCAAUGUAUUCUGUAAGAUAAUUAUAAAUUGUUUAUGAAAAUAUUCUACAUGAAAAUAUAUAAUUUGUUAUUACACACUGUUUCUUAAGAUAUUCAUUUAAGAUAUUUGCAACUUGCUUACAUAUUAGAUUUCUGAAUUUUAUGUAAAACAGAUAUCGAUGCUAUUUUCUUCAUAUUGUACAUACAGAAUAUAAUGUGACAUGAUAUAGCAAUAUUUGUAUGAAAAUAUAUAUGAUAUAUAUAAAUAGAAAUAUUUGUUUAUGAGUGUAAUUCUUUUAAAGUCUGAAAUGUAUCCAUAAGCGGAGUAUCAGAUAUAUUUGAGAACAAUAUGAUAAAUGUGUGAGAUUUAUUUUAAACAUCUUCAUAACGGCAGUUGGUUCAUGCUUUUUAUAUAUAUAUAAAAUAUAUAAGCCAAAGUUUUGUAUCUAACUGUAUACUUAACAAUUUCAUGUUUUUCUACCUACAUGUAUACUAAAAAAGUGACCUUUACCAGGGUACCUCCCUGCCUUUACUAAUCAAAUAGCAAUAUUGAUGCAUUGGACCAAAGACAUGCUUGACUCUUUCCUUUCACACUGUCGUGAAAACCGUGUGUAUCAUGAAUAUAAAGAGGGCUUUAUAGAAAGUGCAAUUUCAAAGGGA